UACGAGUUUCUAAAGAAACCCGGAGAAUAAGAAACCACCGAGAAGUGCGACAAGCGAAGGGAACGGACGCUGCGCAGGUCGAUUCGGGUCGGAGGAACAGAAAAUAAUGUCUUCUUCCUUCGCCGACUCUCCCGCGUCCACUCGUCCCUUCGACGACGACGGCUACUUGGGCUACGAUCCUCGCCUCCCUUCGCAACGUUUUGACUCGUUCUCUAAUUUCGCGGACAACGAGUCUGUCAAGGACUCAGUCGGUGACUCGUCUCCCAUCUUCAAUAACCCAUCUUACAGCGCCGGAGACGACGGCUUUAUUUCACAGACUGUGCCGGAAACCCCGUCUCCGCAGUCGAUCUAUGCUAGCGGCGGUGGAUUCCCGUCUUUCUCUCCGGAAUCUAAUGGAAAGGCGUUUGAUGAUGGUUAUGUCGCGUCGGAUGGGCCGAUCCUGCCGCCUCCAUCGGAGAUGCAAUCUGAGGAGGGUUUCGCACUUAGAGAGUGGAGAAGGCUUAAUGCAAUUCGACUGGAGGAAAAGGAGAAGAGGGAGAAAGAAUUGUUGAACCAAAUAAUUGAUGAAGCAGAUGAAUACAAAAUUGAGUUCUACCGGAGGAGGAUGGUCACAAUUGAGACAAACAAAGCCACUAACAGGGAGAAGGAGAAGAUGUUUUUGGCCAAUCAGGACAAGUUCCAUGCGGAGGCUGACAAGAAUUACUGGAAGGCAAUUUCAGAACUCGUACCUUAUGAAGUACCGGCUAUAGAAAAAAAGAGGGGAAAGAAGGACCAGGAAAAGAAGCCUUCAAUUGUUGUUAUUCAGGGGCCAAAGCCUGGGAAGCCAACUGAUCUUUCAAGGAUGCGCCAGAUUCUUGUGAAGCUCAAGCACAAUCCACCUCCUCACAUGAAGCCUUCUCCACCUCCUGCACCGGCACCUGCCACUGCUAAAGAUGCUAAAGCCAGCCUUGCUGCUGCUACUGCCCCGAAGGCUGUCACUCCUGAGGCUGUAGCUGUUGCUUGAGAGUAUAUCAUGUGCUGUUUUCCUCGGUUUCCCUUCCUUGGCAUAUGCUUUUGUAUGCUAGUCCAGGAACCGUGCUGUCGGGGUUUCUAUGUUUGGUUCUAGGUUUGAGAGUCUCUAAACAAUCAUAUCUGAGCUUUGCUAGGGUAGAUAUAUACUGGUUUUGGCAAUGUAGAAAAAGGGUGUUCUGCUUGUUCUGGGUUUUGACGAUGUAGAAAAGGGUAUUGUGCUUGUUUAUCAUGUGGCAUUCCGUUUCAUUGUGUUAAUGUUUCUUCUUACUAUAUAUGCUGUUUAUAUUGAAUUAUUAGUCUGGACGUUGCUGCA
Molecule: messenger RNA, 1324 nt
Organism: Macadamia integrifolia
Lineage: Eukaryota; Viridiplantae; Streptophyta; Magnoliopsida; Proteales; Proteaceae
Product: clathrin light chain 2-like
Exons: 3
Coding region: 107-1003 (298 amino acids)
Biological process (GO): clathrin-dependent endocytosis; intracellular protein transport; clathrin coat assembly
Cellular component (GO): clathrin coat of trans-Golgi network vesicle; clathrin coat of coated pit; plasma membrane
Molecular function (GO): structural molecule activity; clathrin heavy chain binding
Source: RefSeq, a predicted model, not a curated record